Anguilla rostrata (American eel) is the source of this 2845-nucleotide messenger RNA. Its product is annotated as proprotein convertase subtilisin/kexin type 4-like. The coding region runs from base 489 to 1439 and encodes 316 amino acids. Gene Ontology annotation, biological process: peptide hormone processing. The transcript is spliced from 11 exons. Gene Ontology annotation, cellular component: trans-Golgi network; Golgi membrane. Gene Ontology annotation, molecular function: serine-type endopeptidase activity. Lineage: Eukaryota; Metazoa; Chordata; Actinopteri; Anguilliformes; Anguillidae. The record is from RefSeq and is a predicted model, not a curated record.
UAAAAUAUUUACUCGUUCUUCCGGCCAGUUGUGGUUACUGGAGUUAAGCACGCGGUUGUUUUUGAAUGUUCUCCCAGCCGUUAUAGGAAACGGUUCCAGGAUUUUGUGUGGUUACAGAAACGAAACAGUUGACCUUAUUUACUUAACCAACUAAAAUAAAAUAUAACACCAUUUCAGCCAUUAUGAAAAUGGUUUGGUGUCUGUGUGCCCUGUGGGCAACCAUUUGUCUCGGAGACAACAUCUACACUAACAGCUGGGCAGUUCAUUUGAGCGGCACGCCUUUACACAUUGAGAGGAUCACAAGGAAAUAUGGGUUCAUCAAUUUAGGGAAGGUAACACUUCAGCUAAAAACUAUAACUUACAAUGGAAUAGCAAAAUAGCCAAACUCCCAUAUUAGCUAAUUAGGCUAAAUAGUUUAGCUUUUUACGGCUUAUUAAUCGCAGGAAUUCAUUUUAACUUAGAUAUUUGCGGACGGAAACUACUACCAUAUGAAGCAUAGAUCAGUAGCGGAGCAGUCGUUCCAGGCUCAUCAUUCACACAACCUACGAAUGAAAAGAGAUCCUAAGGUAUUUUGGUUCGCCCAACAGUCAGCGAAGCCUCGAAAGAGACGUCAUCCUACGCCACUCAACGAUCCACUCUUUAACGAGCAGUGGUUUCUGAGUGAUGCAUUUAGUCAGAAUGUGGUGGCAGCCUGGAUAAGGGGCUGUACAGGGAAAGGCGUUGUGGUCUCCGUAUUAGAUGAUGGCAUUGAGAAGAGCCACCCUGACCUUUCUGAAAAUUAUGACCCGAAGGCCAGCUAUGAUAUGAAUGAUAAUGAUGCCAACCCGGAACCUCCAUACUCACAGAUCAGUCAAAAUAGGCAUGGAACACGCUGUGCUGGGGUAAUUGCAGCUGUGGCAAACAACACAGUGUGCGGUGUCGGGGUAGCAUUUAAUGCCAGGAUUGGCGGUAUUCGGAUGCUAGAUGGCUAUGUCACUGACUUACUGGAGGCUAAGUCACUUACCUUCAAUCAGCAACACAUUAACAUCUACAGUGCCAGUUGGGGGCCCAAGGAUGAUGGCAAGACUGUGGAUGGGCCUGGAAUACUGGCCUCUGAAGCAUUCAUCAGAGGCAUAAGCAGUGGUCGAGGUGGCUUGGGUUCCAUUUACGUGUGGGCCUCUGGGAAUGGUGGUACCAACUUGGAUAACUGCAAUUGUGAUGGCUAUUCCAGCAGUAUAUAUACACUAUCCAUUGGCAGUGCCACAGAGAAAGGAACUGUGCCCUAUUACAGUGAGCCCUGCCCUGCCAUUAUAACGACAACUUACAGUGGAGGAAGCUGGCAUCACCGCAAAAUUGUCACCACAGACGUACGGCACUCUUGCACUUCUGAUUAUACAGGAACCUCUGCGUCUGCUCCUCUGGCUGCUGGGAUCCUUGCACUGGCAUUGGAGGCAAAGUAACAACUUCUCUGUAAUUAUAAGAGCACAGUAACCACUUUGUUUUUGUUUUAUAAAAAAAAAGAAAAGAUUUGGCUUACCAAUGAAAGCUGAAAGGACUGAAAUACACUGGCCAUUUCCUCAGCCCUGCACUGACUUGGCGUGAUGUGCAGCACAUCACAGUGCGGGCAUCUAGACCAGCUGGGCUUAGAACAAAAGACUGGCGCACCAAUGGGGUGGGAAGACCUGGUGAGUUUAGGGUCAGGGAAGGAUAGCAUAUACUUAGUUUUUCUUUGGUUCAAUAACAUUCUUCUGUCUUGUGUGCUGUAUCAGUUAGCCAUUACUAUGGGUAUGGGCUGCUGGAUGCUGCAAGGCUGGUUGAUCUGGCCAGAAAAUGGGAUCCAGUGCAACCACAGAGGAAGUGCCUCACUGAUGUCAUCACCAGCCCCCAUGAGCUUCGUGGGAAGCUGAUACUAAAGUGGAAUGAGACAGCCUGUCUGAGGACCAAAAACUGGAUUCACUCUCUGGAACACAUCCAGGCACGACUCACACUGGCCUACACUAAGCGAGGAGCCCUGUCACUUACCCUCACCAGUCCCAUGGGAACCCGCUCCGCGCUGGUCACCGUCAGGCAAGACAUAAGCACCAGUACUACCGUAAAUUUAAUGCCCACAAAGCGGUUCCACAAAUUUGCCUUUUAAUAUAAAAUAAACUGUAAAGAUUGGCACUAUAUGUGAUCUCAUUAAAAAAAAAAAAAAAUGAACAGAUGCAAUUUGUGAAAUGUACGUCUAAUAUAAAGGCAUGUAGAUGUAUGUGAAGAUUCCUUUUGUUUCAUGGAAGGUCAGUCAUCCUUUUAAGCAUUGUAGUGUGAUGGUUCUCAAUAAAAGUUGGGACCAUCGAACAAGACACCCAACCAGCUCAUUACAUGUAUCAUGGCUUAUUAAACUAUAUUUCACCAAUUUGUGUAGUGUAACUGCAAACUUUUAUAGGAUCAGAGAUGGGGGAAAUAGAAUAGCUAUGUCCUUCCCACUGUCUUGGCUUUUUCAGGCCUUUAGAUGCAUCUGCAAAGGGAUAUAAUGACUGGGUCUUCAUGAGCACACACAGCUGGGAUGAGGACCCUCGUGGCCUAUGGACUUUCCAAAUAGAAAAUAAGGGAGAUCUAUCCAAUAGAGGAUUCUUGACCCAUUUCCAAGUAGUGCUGUAUGGGACGGAGGAACGUGUGAUAGAAAGGCAGAUGGAGGGAGCAGUGGUUAAGCCAUGUGAAAUUAUAAGCUCUGAUGGGGGCUGUAAAGAGUGUGCCUAUCCCCUGUACAUGUUUGAGACCAUCUGCUCGGCAUCCUGUCCCCCUCAUUACUAUGAGUCGGGUAGCAACAGCACCAAGUCUGAUCGGAGGUGCCUACUGUGCCAUCAUACCUGCCAGACUUGCUUUG